Messenger RNA from Chara braunii, 2845 nucleotides. The record is from the annotation of a GenBank genome assembly. NCBI's taxonomy places the organism in Eukaryota, Viridiplantae, Streptophyta, Charophyceae, Charales, Characeae.
CGGAAGAUGCGAAGGUGGCUAGUAGGCCACGAACUCAGACUGUCACUGAGGUCAGAUCUUUCUUAGGAAUGUGCGGCUACUAUAGGAACUUCGUAAAGAACUAUUCUAUAGUCGCCUCUCCUUUGAAGGAUCUAACUCGACUUGACACGCCGCGGGACUGGAGUGAUGAGUGCGAGGGUGCUUUCAAGCGAUUGAAGCAUGCACUCAUGAAUCAUGAAGUUCUCAUGGUUCCCGAUCCUCAAAAGCCAUUUAUAGUGACCACUGACGCAAGCCAAUAUGGCAUUGGCGCAGUACUGGCUCAGCAGGAUGGGAAGAAGUUGAGACCGAUUGAGUACAUGAGUAAGAAGAUGCCAUCUAAGAAACUGGCAAAGUCCACCUAUGAAAGGGAACUCUAUGCUCUCUACAAGGCACUUAUUGAGUAUCUGAAGGGGGAGUACAACAAGGUUGCAGAUGCGCUAUCACGUAGGGCAGACUACCUAGGGGCGUUAGUUUUUGACUUUGGUGUAUCAGAAGAAGUAACUCAAUCGUUGGUGGGAGCCUAUCAGGAAGAUCCUGUCACGAUGGACAUCAUGCGCAAACUUCAGGCAAAAGACAAGGCCACGAAAAGUGAGUUUGUGAUGGUGGACGGGCUUCUCUAUCUUGAUAAGACCGGUAUUAAAAGGCUGGUAGUUCCAUCUAGUGAACGAUUGCGUAGUUUGUUUUUAGGAGAAUGCCAUGACGCAACCGGACACUUUGGUUACAAAAAGACGAGUGCUAAUCUAGUAGAACGAUUUUGGUGGCCUGGAAUGCUAGAUGAUGCGAAGAAGUAUGUAGAUACUUGUCAGGUCUGUCAGCGGGACAAGCCGCUGAAGCCCUUACCUAUCCCUGCUGGACCAGGACAGAGUGUUUCCAUGGAUUUCAUGGACACCCUGGUGACCAGUAAGAGUGGCAAGAGGCACAUUUUCGUCAUCAUCGAUCGAUUCACCAAGUACGCUAGACUAGUUGCCAUGCCAGAGACCGCAAGGACGGACCUCGUCAUCGAGUUGUUCCAGGACAACUGGGUGCGUGACUUUGGUUUACCAAAGACAAUCGUUAGUGACAAAGAUGUCCGUUUUACAAGUGAGUUGUGGAAGAAGACUGCUGAGCACAUUGGCAGUCAACUUCAGAUGACUUCAGGGAAUCAUCCCGAAGCCAACGGACAGGCCGAGCAAAUGAAUAGAGUUGUACAGCACUUGCUGAGGCAUUACAUCAAGCCCAGCCAGGAUGAUUGGGAUGAGAAGUUGCCUCUCAUCGCCAACCUGUACAACAACGUUGUACGCAACAGUACCGGCGUUAGUCCUAACCAGCUGCACUUGGGAUGGAAGCCUAGAUCUGUUCUAGACUUCCUCCUACCUGAAAACCGAUCCUCUGCAACUCCAUGCACACUUGAGUAUGGUGUGCAAUAUGAGAAGUUGCUGCAGCAAGCUGUCGAGCAUAUUAAGAAAGCUCAGCAAGCAAUGAUUGCUUCUGAGAACAAGCAUCAACGACAAGGAGGAGGAGGAGGAGAGGAGAGAGGAGGAGGAGGAGGAGGCGGAGGAGGAGGAGGCGGAGGAGGAGAAGCAGAAGCAGAAGAAGCAGAAGAAGCAGAAGCAGCAGAAGCAGAAGAAGCAGCAGAAGCAGCAGAAGCAGAGGAGGAGGAGGAGGAGGAGGAGCAGAAGCAGGAGAAGCAGAAGAAGCAGAAGCAGAAGAAGAGGAAGGGUGAAGCAGCAGAAGCAGAGGAGGAGGAGGAGGAGGAGGAGGAGGAGGAGAAGAGGAAGGGUGAAGGAGAGGAGGAGGAGGAGAAGAGGAAGGACGAAGGAGAGGAGGAGGAGGAGCAGAAGCAGGAGAAGCAGAAGAAGCAGAAGAAGCAGAAGAAGCAGAAGCAGAAAAACAGAAGCAGAAAAACAGAAGCAGGAGAAGCAGAAGCAGCAGCAGCGAAAGCAGCAGAAGCAGAAGAAGAAGCAGCAGAGGAAGGACGAAGGAGAUUAGGAGGAGGAGGAGGAGCAGGAGGGAGGAAGGAGGGAGAGAAUCAGGAAGAGGAGGAGCAGGGAGAAGCAACAGAAACAGAGGAGGAGAGGAGGAAGGGUGAAGCAGCAGAAGCAGAGGAGGAGGAGGAGGAGGAGGAGGAGAAGAGGAAGGGUGAAGGAGAGGAGGAGGAGAAGAGGAAGGACGAAGGAGAGGAGGAGGAGGAGGAAGGACGGAAAGGACGAUGGAGAGGAGGAGGAGGGCAGAAGCAGAGGAGGAAAAGGAGGAGAGGAGGAGGAGGAGAGGAGCAGAAGCAGAGGCGGGGGAGGAGGAGAGGAGGAGGAGGAGGAGGAGGAGGAGCUGAAGCAGUAGAAGCAGAAGCUGAAGCAGUAGAAGCAGAAGCAGAGGAGGAGGAGGAGGAGCAGCAGCAGCAGAAGCAGGAGAAGCAGGAGAAGCAGGAGAAGCAGAAGCAGAGAUUAGGAGGAAGAGGAGCAGCAGGACGGAGGAAGGAGGAAGAGAAGCAGGAAGAGGAGGAGCAGGGAGAAGCAACAGAAACAGAGGAGGAGGAGGAGGAGGAGGAAAAGAAGAGGAAGGCUGAAGCAGCAGAAGCAGAGGAGGAGGAGGAGGAGGAGGAGGAGAGGAAGGAUGAAGGAGAGGAGGAGGAGGAGGAGAAGGGAGGAGGAGGAGGAGGAGGAGAAGAGGAAGGACAAAGGAGAGGAGGACGAGGAGGAGGAGGAGGAGCAGCAGCAGGAGAAGAGGAAGGACAAAGGAGAGGAGGAGGAGAACAGGAAGGACGAAAGAGAGGAUGAGGAGGAGGAGAAGAGGAAGACGAAGGAGAGGAGGAGUUCAAUGCUCUACCAACUACGCUAUACACCCAGAAUCC